AUGACUUUUGACCUUGGAUUAAUUGUUGGGAAUCCCUUUUAUCUUGCCACUUUAGGCUUGGCAGCAGUUGGCUGGAUCGUAGAAUUCGCCGGUGCUGCCGCCUCUCAAAUUAAGGGUGUUCUUUGGUUCUAUAUAAUUUAUGAAUUGUUUCUUAUAACUGGUAUUGUCAUUGUAACUUUUUUGGGUAUUAGUAUAAUUUUUCAUAUCCCAAUAAUUGACAAUUUCAUCGGAUUAUCUUUUUCUGCAUUUCAAGCUUUCGCUGCUGGUGCUCUUUUUGUUACUAUUGUUUCGUUUGUUUGGGUGAUUGCUUUCGGAGCAGAAGAUGGCUCCCUGGUUGGAGACACCAUAAGCUCAUGGUCCAUUAAUAAACCUGCUAAUCCGAGAAAUGUACAUCCGGAUGUUGGUUUUCCUCCAGGUGUUCAACUAAACCCUGGACAAAUACAGAUGACAACUAUGCAAGAUCAAGUAGUUGUAUCUCCUAAUGCUGAUUAUGCUUACAAAGCAAAAGCUUUAUAUGAUUAUCAAGCAAGUCUCGAGGAUCAAACUGAACUUUCAUUUAUUAAGGGUGAAAUCCUUGAUAUUGUAGAUAAUAAAGGUAAAUGGUGGCAAGCAAAGAAAGCAGAUGGUACAGUCGGUAUAGCACCAAGCAAUUAUGUGAGUGUUUUUGUUAAAUAUAAGACCUAA
Messenger RNA from Cetraspora pellucida, 684 nucleotides. The record is from the annotation of a GenBank genome assembly. Lineage: Eukaryota; Fungi; Glomeromycota; Glomeromycetes; Diversisporales; Gigasporaceae.